GAUGGGCGGGCUGGCGACGGCCCUGGCGAGCAGGCGCAGAGCCGUCGGCUCGGCGGGCCCUGCGAUUGACGCGGCCAAGAGCGCGGCGGGCUUUGACGGGCCUCGCGGGCAGAUGCAGGGAGUCUUAGGACAGGUGGCGAUCGCGGCCGAGCGUCGCCCGUGCCAGAUCAAGAUGGGCACCGAGCAGUGCGACGCCGAGAAGGACAUCGAGGCGGUUCGCGGCCACGUGCUCACGUGCCACCAGAAGAACGCGUAUCGGCAGGAGGCGUGGGGCGACGAGGGCCGCGAUGAGAUCGAGCUCGUAGUCGUUCCCGAGCUCGGGGUCGUCGCGAACGAGAUCGCCGCCGCCGUUGCGCUGGGGCCGGAGGUCGAGAUCAAGUGCCGGGCUCCACCUCGCAACCCAAACGUUCGGAAGGUCGUGGCCGGUCUUGUGGAGCUCGGGGAUUUCGAGGAGCAGCCGCGGAUGUG
Molecule: messenger RNA, 468 nt
Organism: Prorocentrum cordatum
Lineage: Eukaryota; Dinophyceae; Prorocentrales; Prorocentraceae
Source: the annotation of a GenBank genome assembly